CGGCAAAUAAUUAAUGCCACCUGACGCACAAUAUAUCUGAACUCUUCCUCAUCAUCUGUCUUCUUCUGUCGGUCACUUUUACACUCUGGACAUUCCAGUGCAGUCUCUGACACAGCUUGAUCAAAAUACCAAGGUCUAUCUAUAGCAAGAAAACGCAACAAAAAAAACAUCAACAUGUCUCGUACCAACAGCGAUGAGCAGCUCCAGUUCCUGCUCAGUUGUAUCAGGUACUCGAACAAUGGAAAGGUUGACUUCACUGAAGUCGCGAAAGAAUGCAAAAUCGUCUCCAAGGGCGCGGCCGCCAAACGCUACGAGCGCAUGAUGAAAGCGAACGGCAUCAAUCCUAACGGUGGACCGUGUCCUCCUUCGGCUUCUCCCGACUCCAAAACCAAUACCCCGACCAAGGGUGCCACUGUGGGAAAAGCCACUAAGCGCAAGUCGAACGGAGGCAGUCCUGAGUCCAAGAAGGCGAAGAUCAAGAAAGCUGCGAUCGAGAAUGCGGAGAAGCUUGUUGUUCCGAAGGAGGAACCAUCUGACAAUGAAAGCAAAGAUACCCCUUCUCACACUGCGUAUCUCAGCCAGGGAGCGAUGGCGGACGAGGACACUGACAAGGACUUGUUUGAUCAGUUCUGCAACACUGGCGAGGAUGAUUCUCAGGAGGAGGAGCUCUUCGCGUAGCCGUGUGGCUGUUCUGCUAACAAUGUGUUUGUUUGGCAUGACUUGCGAGUUUUGUUGUGGGGAUCGACCACGAUAUCGUUGGAUGCCUGUAAAGACAAAUUGUUGCAACUUACAAUCAUUGGGUUUGAGAGAGUCUAAACUGGCUUUGGCUCUGUCGUUUGUGACUUGGAGCAUAUUGUAUUGUUUAGCAAUUUUGCCCGAGGAUGCUUUCCUGGUUGGCGGUAGCCGAUAAGGACUCUAGCCCAAUGCACUCUUUCUUAGCAUCUCAACUUCUUUAGUUAAGUCAAUUUUGGGCACAUGCGCAGUGGCAUUUGCCGCUAGACAUUCCCAGCGAGUCUCUUGGUAGUAUUCCCCUCUGGCUAUGUUUGAUGGGGUAAAAAUGCGAUCGCUCCGCCAUGAUUCUGUACGACUAAAGGCU
Molecule: messenger RNA, 1096 nt
Organism: Paecilomyces variotii
Lineage: Eukaryota; Fungi; Ascomycota; Eurotiomycetes; Eurotiales; Thermoascaceae
Exons: 4
Coding region: 175-678 (167 amino acids)
Source: RefSeq, a predicted model, not a curated record